Hydatigera taeniaeformis is the source of this 495-nucleotide messenger RNA. The record is from the annotation of a GenBank genome assembly. NCBI's taxonomy places the organism in Eukaryota, Metazoa, Platyhelminthes, Cestoda, Cyclophyllidea, Taeniidae.
AUGUCUUGGAUAAUUGGAACUGGUGAGCCCCCGAACAAAUUUACUAUUGAACGGAUUAUGGAUGAGAACGAUCUUCUGCUUGAUGUAGUUAACAAUAAACUCGCUGCCGGCAACUUCGUGGAUGCUACUUCAUAUCAAAUGAUUCUUCAACGAAAUCUUGUGUAUCUUCUUGGUCUCUCCUUGCGACUCGGGUCCCCGAGCGAUCUGAAAUCCAAACUGCAAGCUUUUUUGAAGGAACAAGUCAACAGAAAAGCUGAAACUGAUACUUUGAUUUCUCAGCUUAGAACCGAACGCGACUCCGCCUUUGGUGAAGUCAGCCAGUUGAAAGAUCAGUCAGUGCAGCUGAAGCUGCAGUUAAAGGCCACGUGUAAUGAGUUGUCGGCGAAGGCGGAUGAACUUGUGGUGAACGCAAGCAGCGAAUUGGCGGCAAUCCAAAACGAGCGUCAUACUCUCUCUGUCCAGGUAGAGUCCGCGUUACCUAAAUUAAAUCAGUAG